CCUCCCUCCGGCGGGCAGGGCCGUCGGCCGAGUCCAGUGCGAGGAUAACUCAGGCCGGGCUGGUCCUGCAGCAGCGACAGAUACAGCAACCCGAAACAGCGCAGGGGAGGGAGCAAACAGAGAAGCAAUCCGCAGCCAUCCUUUAAAAAUCGCCCCGUUUACGAGCAAGAUAACCUACUGUCUGGUGUGAAGCGGGGUUUGUGGGUGAACACGACAGGCAUAUAGGGAGAGGUGCAGAGAAAAAUUUCCAUACUCGAUGACAUUACAUCGCAAUGUCCGAUCGUUUGGGGCAAAUAACCAAGGCAAAGGAUGGGAAAAGCAAGUACUCCUCUCUCAGCCUGUUUGAUAAAUACAAGGGAAAGUCAAUAGAAACUCAGAAAACCACAGCAGUUGUUCCUCGACAUGGCUUGCAAAGUCUUGGUAAAGUGGCCGUUGCCCGGCGCAUGCCUCCCCCUGCUCACUUGCCGAGCUUGAAAUCUGAAAACAAGGGAAACGAUCCUAACGUGAUUAUUGUGCCCAAAGACGGAACAGGAUGGGCAAACAAGCAGGAGCAACCAGACCAAAAGAGUUCUACUGCAUCAACAAUACAGCAGCAGGAGUCGCAGCAGCAGCCGGCUUUGCAGAAAUCUGUCUCCAAUCUUCAGAAACCGACACCAGCAGCAAGCCAGGAGAACACAAAUACAGGUGGACCAAAGCAAUGGGCACAGCUGAACGGAAAGGCAGUAGAACAAGAUGGUUUAAAGGCCUCAAACCGACUGCAGCCCUUCUCUCACGAGGAAUUUCCGACGUUGAAAGCAGCUGGAGAACAGGACAAGGCUGGCAAGGAAAGAAGCGCCUUCGAUCUGUCGUAUGGGCCCGGACCAAGCCUCCGCCCCCAGAAUGUAACGAGCUGGAGGGAGGGUGGUGGGAGGAACCUGCACCCGGUGACCUCUGUGUCUGCUGCGCCCCCCGAGCCCGAGGGGAAGAGCAACAGCCCAGGUGAGGCAGGUCCCCCUUCCUCCUCCUCCUCUUCUUCCGCCGCUGCCACCACUGCUGCUGCUCCUGCUGCUCCAGCCUCCGAAAGCAAGGAACCCUGCCUCCGCCCCGUACAGCCAACCCGGAGGAGCACGACGCCAGCGCCUCAGUACCUGGGACCACAACACCACCCCACUACGACCUACCAUGACAUGCUGCCUGCUUUUAUGUGCCCCAAAGAGUCUCGGGACUCCCCAGCUUCCUCUGAGCGUGGCCCCCCCGCCGUCGCCGCCCCGGUCCGAUUCGAUGCUCGGCCCGCCUUCAGGCAGCAGUUCCAGCCUGUCGAGCCUGUGAACGGGGAGCUCCGGAAGGACAGCCGGUUCGCCCGCGGGCCGUCUCGCUCGUCUCGCCCCAUCAGGCGCCCCGGCGACCGGGCGCCAAGGCCUGCCAUCAUCAACCCCGAGGACCUGAAGGACCUGGACGACCUGGACAACGACUGCGACGACGGUUGGGCAGGUCUCCAUGAAGAAGUGGAUUACAGCGAGAAGCUGAAGUUCAGCGAUGAUGAAGACGAUCACUCUUGUAGAGACAAGAACAACAAGUGGAACGACUGGGAACUCAGGCGUGACCGGCAGCCCUCUCUGAGCUCAGGGGACGGCGUGUACAGCAGGGAGACCCCUGAGGAGGAAGCAGGGUGGAAUGAACGGGGCUCCCACAGGUACCAAGAUGCCCAACUACAGAGGAAGGCCAACGGCUGGGCCGCCCCUCCUGAAGCACAGGCCCAGCAGAAGCCCCCCGCCCGGGGGCGAGACGCCGUGGAGGACAAGGAGGAGAGGCCGGCCCCGCGCGGGAAGUUCGUGUCGCCGGAGAUCUCGGAGGCGGUGGAGCGGGCCCGGCGCCGGCGGGAGGAGGAGGAGCGGCGCGCCCGCGAGGAGAGGCUGGCGGCCUGCGCCGAGAAGCUCAAGAAGCUGGACGAGAAGUUCGGGAAGAGCGAGAAGGCGCAGAAGGCGGAGUGCUGCCCGAAGGAGCUGGACUGCAGGAGCACACAGGAGCCGCCGUCGCCCAGUAAAGACUCCAGGCUCAGUCAGGAGAACUGGCAGUAUGGCACUGAAGAAGUGUCGGAAGUCCCUCCGGAGCAGUAUUCCGGCCAGGAUUAUGCCGAAGAUGAGGCUUUGGGGUCAAACUAUCGGAGUGAAGACGACGGUCCAGAGCCCACCUCCCCUGUCCCCGACUACGGGAAGUAUCAGAAGUCACUCCCGCCUCGCUUCCAGAAACAGCAGCAGCAGCAGCACCAGCAGGAGCAGGUGUAUAAAAUGCAGCACUGGCAGCAGCAGCAGCAGGCCCACCCUGCCCAGCCUGGUGCCACGCACCCUCAGCGCGGCUACUACCCUCCUCACGUGCUGGGUUUCGACCCUCGCUGGAUGAUGAUGCCCCCGUACAUGGACCCCCGCAUGGCCCAAGGACGAUCUCCUGUCGACUACUACCCGGCCCCUGUUCACUCUGCAGGAAUGAUGAAACCUGUCAUGCAGCAAGAACAUCUCAACAGUCCUGGCUCUGCUUCGGAGGAGAGCUGCCACCCUGCUGUGAUUCAGGAGAGGAGAGCUCCCUCCGCUGAGCCCUACCCAGUGUGGGGUCAGGACAGUUACACCUCCGUCCCACCCCGGAGCUUCACGCCCCCCUACCAGAGACAGCACGAGAGCAAGGAGAUGCGCAGGGUCGAUGACAGGAAUGAGAGAACUUGUUCCCAGCAAGACUCCUAUGAAGAAAGACAGGAGGAAUAUAGAGAUGUUUCAGCUGAAGAUCUCUCCCACUCUGGUUAUCGCCAGACCAGGAGGCCCGAGAUGGCUUUCAGUUCCUCCCAAAAGAAGGUCCAUGACCAAGAAAGCAGACAGAACGAGGCUCUGGCACCUUCCAACCAAAACCGUAGCCUUUCAGGCGAUGCUGAAUAUCUAAAACCGGAGCGUCAGGGUGAGCCUAAAGAAGUGGGAUAUAGGCAAAAAAAGGAUAGUGCCAGAGAUGAGGCGUUUGAUAACUCUGCAAAAGAGAAGACCUUUGCAUCUGAUUUUUGGAGGAACGAUGGCCUUCAGAAGAAAGAGAAUGGUCCUUCCUCCCAGUGGUCUGACUCGAGCUCCAAUACCAGCAGCAGCCAGCCCCAGGAGUCCACUGGGAGACCUCUAACCAGGAGAACAGGGCCGAUAAAGAAGCCCGUUCUCAAGGCUCUGAAAGUAGAGGAUAAGGAGAAUGAAAAGCCUAAGGUUGAAGUUGAAGAGAAACCUGUCCCCUACAAACUGAAAGAGAAGGAAGUCCCUUCUAGCGUGUAUGAGCAGAAAAGGGACUUGAGCCUACCUCUAGGUGCAAAGUACUCCAUUACCCCUGCUGUGGCAGCUGUGGACGAAAAGUACCCCACAUACCCUAAGGCGGAGAAAAACCCAGAGAGCUCUGCUGAGGACGAGCAGAAAGACAACAGCUGGGAAAGCAAGUCCCAGCCGAGGGAGCCCAGAGACGGCAGCGAUCCUCCUGCCCCGCGCCGCAACAACUGGAUUUUCAUAGACGAGGAGCAGGCGUUCGGAGGCGUGAGAGGAGCGGGGCGAGGGAGGGGCAGGGGGUUCAGGGAGUUCAGCUCCAGAGGCGGGCGAGGGGGCCGUGGGGAGAGCUCGAGGGGGGGCUACAAUGGCCAGAGGGUGGGCCGAGGCCGGAACCUGCGCGAGUUCGCCAAGCCGGAAGACGUCCAGAGGGGCAAGCCCCGGCGUCGCAACGUCAGCGAGACCCUGAGCGAGACCUCGGAGUACGAGGAGCUGCCCAAGCGGCGCAGGCAGAAGGGCUCGGAGAACGGCGGGGAUCCGGUCGGCACCGAGACCGCCAACGCGAGGAAGGUGGACAGCAAGGAUUCCUGGAGGUCCAACAAGGUUUACACGGAUGAACAGAGCAGUGGCAGCGAGUCUCGGGAGAAGCCCAAAGCUAGCAGGGGUUUUGGUCGCUCUCUGCCCCCUCGGCUCACCAAUGCCGGCGGCUACGGACGAGGGUUUGGACCCAGAGAGCCCUCGACGUGGAGAGGCAGGGGAGGGGCGUUUGUGGGAGGCCUGGUCCAGGAGAAUGGUUACUGCCCGGUCCCGGACACCUUCUCCAGGAGACCACAGGAACGGGAGCCUCUGAAAUAUUCCCAGAAGUACGCGGGGACCUUCGUUGAAAAUGGAUUUGAAGACCGAGGCGGGGAGGAAUACUUUGUGGAUGGGGACAAUCCCGACGGCAGGCCCCUGAGACGCCGGAGACCGCCGCGGCAGGACAAGCCGCCCCGGUUCAGGCGCCUGCGCCAGGAGAGGGAGACGGGAGCGCAGUGGGCCGGCGAGGAGCAUGUCGGCGGCGACUUCUCCAGCUCCUGGCCCAGUAGGGCAAAGGGGGAGGACGGCGGCGUUCCCCACCUCACUGGGAGCCGGGGCCGUGACGUGGCGCACCUGGAGCAGGGUGCCGAAGACUGGGAGACUGCCUCCGAGAGCAGCGACUUCAACGACAGGCGGGAGAAGCGCUCCGGCCUAUCCCAGGGCGAGAUUCCCUCGGAGUUGGGGCACGGGGAGGCGGGAUCGGGGGAGAAGAGGGAGCUCUCCAAGCGCAGCUUCUCCAGCCAGAGGCCUCUCGUGGAGAGACAGAACCGAAAGGGGGAUCCCACAGGACUUGGAGACAAAGUGUCCAGGUCUGCUGAAACUCCGUCCCGGAGUGAGAGCUGGCAGAAUGGAAUGCUGCACUCCAGCAGUAAAAGGGCUUCAGACGAAGCUGCCUCUGGAGCAGGGUACAACGUGGAUCAAACUGUCAAGACAGAAGAUGUUCCUCAGAACAACGCCUCUGAGCAUUCCAGCAAAAAGUCGGAGAAAGAAAUGAAACCUGUGUCACUGAAAAGCGACAAGUCAGAUUCUUCACCUCAGUACAGCCUGAAUAGUUACCAAAUGGAGAAUGAAACGGGAGUGUCCGUGCCCAGUGGGGAGGGGUUCACCGAGAUCUUGUCCAAAAAACAGCGGCGUCAGCAGGAAGAGGAACGCCGGAAGAAAGAGCAGGGGGUACAGGUGUCCGUGAAAAACAGGGUGAUUACUUCCAAGAUACCUCCACGCUUUGCAAAGAAGCAGGGCGCCAUUUCAGUGGAUCAGGCUGAAGAGGGGCUCUCCACUAGCAACCUGGGGACUGAGAUCUGGGAGAACAACAGUGCAGCUCUUUCUGUUCAGUCCACUGGUGGAGAUUCUUGGACAAAGCCAGUAUCCUACGCUGGGGCAGAACCAAGCUCCACUGAGGUGUUUAAAGGCAGUCAGACUGACAGUGGGAUUGACCUGAGUGCUGAGUCUCAGGGAUCCUCUGCCAACUCCUCCCAGAGAAGUUCCCCUUAUGGCACCCUCAAGCCUGAGGAAAUCAACGGGUCGACCCCAGCAGAACCAAAACAGGACGGGCUCAAAGACCUCACACCCAAGCAGAUGGAGAAGAAGGACUCGGAGACCAAUUCAGAGCAGAGCAAGGAACACAAACCUGGCCCCAUUGGGAAUGAGCGAUCCCUGAAACACCGCAAAGGAUCAGAGGGGAUAGAGAGGCUGGAAGGAAACAUUCCCCCUGUUAAUGGUGUGGAUAUACAUGUGGAAAACGUUAUCCCUGUACCACCCAUUGAGUUUGGAGUGAGUGCAAAGGAUUCUGACUUCAGUCUGCCUCCUGGAUCCACCCCGGUUCCUGUUUCAAACCCAGUAACAAAGCUGCAGGAUGCUUUGGCCAGUAAUGUGGCUCUCACUCAAGCGAUUCCGAUGCUCCGCCGCGAUCAUCUGCCGCAAGGUAUCGGCCUCAACCCCAUCUCCUUCCCGAGCACCGACCUCACCCUCAAGAUGGAGUCUGCGCGGAAGGCGUGGGAGAAUUCCCAGUCGCUGCCCGAGCAGGGCUCCCCGGGCGGCGCGGGCUCGGGGGGCCAGCCCCCCUGCAGCGUGGGCUCCUCCAGCGGCGUGAGCUACAGUUCGUUUGGGGGGGUGUCCAUGCCACCCAUGCCCGUGGCCUCGGUGGCGCCUUCGGUCUCGAUGCAAGGUAAUCAUAUUCCACCCCUCUAUCUGGACGGGCAUGUCUUUCCCAGCCAGGCCCGGCUGGUUCCUCCAGCCUUGCCCCAGCAGCAGACCUAUCAGCAGGCUGCGGCGGCCCAGCAGAUCCCCAUCUCUCUCCACACCUCCCUGCAGGCCCAGGCCCAGCUCGGGCUGCGUGGCGGGCUCCCAGUCUCCCAGUCCCAGGAGAUGUUCAACUCCAUCCCGCCUUUUAGGUCCCAGGUGUACAUGCACCCCAACCUCUCUCAGCCCAACGCCAUGGUCCUGCCAGGAGCUGCCCCCAUGAAAGGCCACUACUCGCCCUUCCCUGGCAUGCAGCCGUCGGAGAUGGUGAAGCCCCAGUCAGGCUCGCAUUACCAGCCCAUGAGUGGCAGCCAGGCCCUUGUUUAUGAUGGGCAGAUGAAUCAGGCUGCAGGAAUGGGCACCUCGCAGCUCAUGGACUCCCAGCUCAUCCAGGCUUUCCUUGCUUGGCAGGUGACCAUGCCCCUGCCGGGGUCGCCGCUGAGGUACGGCUCCCAGCAGCACCUCAUCCUGCCCCAGUCCAUCCAGCUGCAGCAGGGCCAGAACCUGCCCGUGGGGGCCCCCCGGCGCGUGCUGCCCCCCGGCUCCCAGCCCCCCGUCAUGACAGGCAGCAGAGAGACAUCGCAGAUGGAGAUGAAAGGCUUUCAGUUCCAAGAUAAUAAGGCAAACCAUUCUCCUGGCAUGUCAGCAGGGUCUGCCCAAACUCCCAGCUCUUACAGGCCUGGAUCUGCCAGUCCAAGUGGGAAGCCCUCAGGCCCCGGAGGGCCGGCCAGUGUAGCGCCCCUUCCUGGACACUACGCUCAGCAGGUCCCGCCGCCGCAGGGCGGCAUGAUGAUGCACAUGCGCCCUCCCGCCACGGGGCCCUUCCCCAGCCCCAUCCAGCGGCCAGUGAUGCAGAUGAGCAAGGCGGUCAUCAUCCGCUCCCCUCAGUACCCCAGCCCUGGCCGGGAGCCCCCGCCCUGCGUCUCCCCCGCCAACAGCACCGACUCUGCGAAAGGGACGGAGGAAGGCAUGAAGACCAAGCCACGAGAUGUCCUGCCGAGCUCCGGCGAUGGGAAGGGACAGGCCCGGAUGUCCAGCCUGCAGGAGCCACAGACCUCGAGCCAGAUGAAGCCAGUCCGGACCGGGGCCAUCAAGCCGCAGUCUGUCAAGGUGGAGGAGGGGAAGGCGUAACGGGAGGCCGGUGCUGUGGACCAGAGCACACUAGCAGCCGCGAAGGCAGUCCCCGAGAUUGGCCUCCGCACUGGCCAGGGAAGAUCACCAGUGGGAUCUGACUCCUAUUAAAGCAAAUUCAAGCGUUGUAUUGAUCGAACACAGUAUAUAUAAAUAUAUAAAUAAACACAUAGGGACACUUUGAAGCAGACUUUUCAUUUCAUCUUAUUUAUUAACUCUACAUCCAAACAAUAAGUCGUUCAGGUUCUGUCAUUUGCCUACAUCAAAGGAAAGAGAAAAAUAAGUAGCUCCUGCAGCUCAACAAUUUCCACUUGCAAAAUAACACAAAAAGGACUGCAGUUGUGUAAAUGUGGCAAAUGCAAGAGAAUAAUACGAGGCUAGUAUGUAAGCUUUUUAAGCUUUCUUUCCCAAACAUUCAACUUUUCUUAGCCACUUUGCUGGUACCUUGGAGUUUUAACUUUUUAAGUAAUCUGAAAACUUAAUAUCCUUCGUUAUUAAAGGAAUCCUUUUAUUCAAUAAAGUACUAUUAAAACUGAAGCAGAGGACACCUGUUUUGUGCGAUCUGAAAGAAAUGUUUCAUGGAGAGACCCUGUAGAAUCUGUUACAAUUGUAUUUCUCACAGCUUGUGAAAUGUAUACAACUGUGCUUAGGUAACUGCAAAUAUGUUUCCGUAACUCUGCAAAGCCUAGACUUUUUCAUUACUUGUUUUUAUUUUUGUGGUAUUAAAAGAUUUUUGGCAUCAUAAAUCACACUCUGGUUUAAGUUUUAAGCUUCACAGGGGUUUAUGAAGUGUUUUAUGCAUGUGGUGUAAAUUAAAACGUAUACGCCAGGGCCAGUGAUACUUGUAACUUUGCAUUUCAGAGAUGUAUCUAAAGUGAGUAAAAUGUACAGCUGAGAUGUGUGUGGACAGUGCAAAAAAGGCAGUUUUGUAGCCAUCUUUGUGUAAGGGGUCCUCAUUGAGUUGCCGAUGUGUUCCCAGGUAGUUGGUAAUGAGCAGACUGAUUUUUUUUUUCUUUUGUGGGGUUUUUGCUUGUAAUUAGUAACUUAAUUUUUAAUAUUGCUACAUUACAUGUAUGUCAAGUAUAAUGCCUACUAAGAAGAUGCGAUUUUCCUCCAGGUGUUUUCGCCUGAGGCCUGACAGCUGUUCAAGGGCUUUCGGUUUUUAUUCUUUCUCCCUCUUGAACUUGUCUUCUCCUUGCUGUGUGAAGUGAUGACCUAUUGGCUGACUCAGGUUGACACAGGGCGGUGGGGAGUCAUGAGAGUGGCUGUAAUGGCAGCACACGGAGGAUGAGAUCCAUACCAUAAACCCACAAUGUUGCCAACAAGGAAAAACCAGUGUACAUGGGGAAAUUAACAGCACAUGAAACCUUGCUUUUUCUUUUUAUUUGCUUAAGCCCAGGCUAUGUAUAAUGUGACUGUAAACCUUAAGUGCUGGAGGGGCCAGUGUUGAAGGGAGUUUUUGGGAAGCAGGCAAUAAAAUGGUUGAAAGAUGUUCAGCCUCAGUAGCUGUGGAACAAGGCCUAGCAAAUAGAGAAUGCAGUAUGCAAUGUAAACAGCCGGGAAGCUGAUCAUGCUCACCCCCUUUAGCCUGGUUGAACAUUGCAGUUACUUUAUAGCUCCAGCUCCAGGAAGAAAAGGACACUGCAUCUUCAUCUCACAGGGGUUAAAUCCAUCAUUCAAUUGAAUAAUACCACAUCAUGUAGCUGCCCUGUUCUAUAACUCCGUGAGCUUGCUGAUCUCAUCUUUUAAUUAUUAUUCCUGGUUCAAAUCAUGACAAAACACUAUUUAAAGUACUUGUUUAGAUCUAGUUGGUGUUUCACUGAUUUUAUAUAUAUAUAUAAAAAUAUAUAUAUAGUCUCAUUCUGUGCUGGGGAGGCCAAAAACCUACUUGAUUUCUAUUACUGUAUUUAAUGUCACUUGAUACACUAAAAUGUUUACAGGUUGUUUUUAUAUGGCUGUAUAUGAUUUUCUUUUUUUCACAGGACAUAUACAAUUUGGUCACAUUUGGAGGAUUUUCUUUAGAUUUUUAAGAUGCAGUGGCUCUUUUCAAAUUUAAGUUGGGAUCAUUCAGGCUGAGAGAAGUUGCCUUAGAUCUAAGGUGGAGGUAAUCUGGAGGAGCUGCUGAUGAGUUGAACAUGAAUAUCGCGAGAUAUUUGAUUUGGAUGUUAAAACUUUGCUUUCUUCCAACCAUCACCAAGCUUAUUUUAGUCUAUCAGUUUUUGGCCUUUUCUUGUCUUUCUGUGUAGACUGAUAUUUGAAAGGGCAGACGAUGGAUAUUUCACUGUAGAAGCUUUUUUUGUUUGUAUUUUUGUUUCUGACUGGACCAGUCGUGAUUUCAUGGAGCUGUUCCUGCAGCUGUACAGCCUGAACCCUGUUAUCAGUACCUGUUGUUUAUCCUUUCAAAUAUGUGAUUGUAUUAGCUCUUUCCAUAUGAAAGAAUUCUCCUUAUUUAAAUAAAAAAUAAAGCAGAUUAUGCUUUUUCAAAUA
Lepisosteus oculatus (spotted gar) is the source of this 9689-nucleotide messenger RNA. It is a transcript of the gene prrc2b, whose product is annotated as proline-rich coiled-coil 2B. Gene Ontology annotation, biological process: cell differentiation. NCBI's taxonomy places the organism in Eukaryota, Metazoa, Chordata, Actinopteri, Semionotiformes, Lepisosteidae. The record is from RefSeq and is a predicted model, not a curated record.